AUUAGUUGCAUUUAAAUGAUUACUUGCGUAAGUCUUAGAUCUCAUUAUAAUAUUUUGCAAGAUUAUUGUGUGAAUUAGGUCGUCCUUUUGCCAAAUCGGUAUAACAGAUAAGUAUAAGUAAUAAAUAAAAUAAAUCCGAUUAUUUACUGUCAUCAAUUGAGCCUGCCUCCCAAUACGUGUCAAAUUCUCGUUGAUGUCAUAUGUCAUUCUGCAACGUCAAACAAGCGUUAGUGGUUAGCGUCUUACUUGGUUAUAAAUUAUGAUUAUUUUCUAUAAUUUUAAAGCUUAAUUUGUAAACCACGAUGGCUGCAGGACCAAUUGCAGAAAGAAAUCAAGAUGCAACGAUUUACGUUGGUGGUUUGGACGACAGAGUCACAGAAAGCCUGCUUUGGGAACUAUUUGUUCAAGCUGGACCUGUCGUGAAUGUUCAUAUGCCAAAGGACCGAGUGACACAAACUCAUCAAGGAUAUGGAUUUGUUGAAUUUAUGGGAGAAGAAGAUGCCGAUUAUGCAAUAAAGGUCAUGAAUAUGAUAAAACUAUAUGGAAAGCCUGUAAGGGUAAAUAAAGCGUCUGCACACCAGAAGAACCUUGAUGUGGGAGCUAAUGUGUUCAUUGGUAAUCUUGAUCCCGAGGUAGAUGAAAAACUAUUGUAUGAUACAUUUUCUGCAUUCGGUGUCAUAUUGCAGACGCCUAAGGUUAUGAGAGACCCCGAGACUGGUAACUCAAAAGCAUUUGCAUUUAUAAACUUUGCAUCCUUCGAAGCCUCCGAUGCGGCCAUAGAGGCUAUGAAUAAUCAGUACUUGUGCAACCGUCCUAUAUCUGUCUCUUAUGCAUUUAAGAAAGAUGUUAAGGGAGAAAGGCAUGGUUCCGCAGCUGAAAGGUUACUGGCAGCACAAAAUCCUUUAUCGCAUGCAGACAGACCUCACCAGCUGUUUGCAGAUGCGCCACCUAUAAUGGGUCCACUGUUGAUGGCUCCUCCUCCACCACCGACGCCAAGUCCGAUGCCGCCUGGCCCUCCGUUGACAUCGCGACCUCCAUUGCCAAUGGCUGCUCCCCCACCACCUCCCUCAACAAUGCCUCCACCUGGGCCACCUCCACCCCCAGGGCCCCCACCCCCUCCGCCGCCAUUUCAUCAUUUCCCCCCUCCUCCAUUCGGACCCCCUGGCUUUGGCCCACCACCCCCUCCUGGAGCGAGGCCCCCACCAUGGAGGCCACCCCCACCGUCUUUCAGGCCCCAAUACCGACCGCCACCGUUUGGUCAUCCCCCUUUCCCGCACCACCCGCCUGAACCAAACUAUAACUAUUAAGUCUUUAAGAAAUAUAGGGUAAUUUAACGUA
Danaus plexippus (monarch butterfly) is the source of this 1338-nucleotide messenger RNA. RefSeq names its product splicing factor 3B subunit 4 (gene Spx). Bases 303 to 1307 code for a protein of 334 amino acids. The transcript has 6 exons. The record is from RefSeq and is a predicted model, not a curated record. Gene Ontology annotation, biological process: positive regulation of mRNA splicing, via spliceosome. Gene Ontology annotation, cellular component: nucleolus; U12-type spliceosomal complex. Lineage: Eukaryota; Metazoa; Arthropoda; Insecta; Lepidoptera; Nymphalidae. Gene Ontology annotation, molecular function: RNA binding.